Molecule: messenger RNA, 822 nt
Organism: Desarmillaria tabescens
Lineage: Eukaryota; Fungi; Basidiomycota; Agaricomycetes; Agaricales; Physalacriaceae
Exons: 2
Source: RefSeq, a predicted model, not a curated record
CCUAUUCUGGAUAUUCAACAUCGCAUCAUCGUCUACCUCGCCGGGCAGCCACGUGAACGGUCUGAGGAGGUAAAAGACGGCGUGUGGAGAGCAUUUGAAGGUGCCCUCGCACAAUGUUCUGUGUCUGACGCCGAUAGUCAUCACCACCGAGGCAACUACACUCAGCUCAGCAUAGGAAUUUCCUAUGGUGGUGGCCAGAAACGUCCGGGAAACCUUAGGAACCGCCCAGCCAACGUUCAUGCCCUUGAUCAACUUCGCACCAAUCCUUGGGUCCAACGGCUGGUUGGAUUUAUCGAUCGUGCUUACGAAACUGCGUUUCCUAACUUGCGGAAGGAAUAUGAGAAAAUUCUCAACAACCUAAUACAGAACGACAGCCGUCUCCGCCGAAACUGGGUGAAUUCCUCCUUUGCAGCAGCUACGUUCAAUCUCGGGCCCUCCACUUCCACCUUCCGACAUCGAGACUACCUCAACUACGUUCUCGGGAUGUGUCCAGUAUAUGCCGGUGGAAAUUUCGAUUCCAAGCAGGGCGGUCAUUUGAUCCUGUGGGACCUCAAGCUUGUGAUUCAAUUUCCGGCAGGAAGCACGAUCAUUUUUCCGUCUGCCCUCCUCGAACAUUCAAACGUCCCCAUCCAACCAGGCGAGUUGCGAUUUUCCUUCACGCAAUUUACUGCUGCCGGCCUGUUCCGUUGGGUUUAUAAUGGCUUCAAGUCAGAUCGAGAGAUAAUAGAAAAUGGUCAAUGUGUCGAGAAGGUUGGCCUCCAGAUGCGCAAGGAGAGAGUUUGGGCAAGGGGGCUGAAAUUAUUUACUACACGCAAACGGUAG